Molecule: messenger RNA, 1083 nt
Organism: Didymodactylos carnosus
Lineage: Eukaryota; Metazoa; Rotifera; Eurotatoria; Philodinida; Philodinidae
Source: the annotation of a GenBank genome assembly
AUGCCUGUCCAUCGUCCAAAUAUUCGAAAAUCUGGUUUCUCUAUCGAUGAUAUUAUUAGUCAUGCCGACGACCGAACAUGUCCCGACACUUUAACCACAGAGACAACUUCUUCUCGAAUCCAACCUUUAAAAUCGGAUAUGAAUAAAAUGGCUCAUUGGCCCCCUGUGACAUCGAUCGUUUCCCACAAUAGCACCAUUGUACAAUCACCGCAGUCAAUAUCAUCCUCAUCGACGUCAAACAAUCAUUAUAUGUCAAAUCUGCAUUCAGCAGCGGCAGUAGCAAUGGCAGCUGUCUCUGGCUCGAAUUGGGCAUUCGGUGGACACGGAUCACAGUUUGAUCCUGUUAUUCAAUAUCAACUUCAACGUGAAUCAGCAUUAAAUUACAUCCGGAAUGGUGGACGACUAUUCGACGGAAGAUUUGCAAGUCCUGAAGCAGCUGCGGCAUUGAUUUUACAUUCAUUUCGAAAACCAAAACGUAUUCGAACAGCAUUUACACCUGCACAACUGUUAAAAUUAGAACAUGCAUUUGAAAAAAAUCAUUAUGUAGUCGGACAAGAACGAAAAGAAUUAGCGAGAAAUUUAAAUUUAACUGAAACACAGGUGAGUCAACAUGUUCCUAAAUUAUGCUUAAUAUUUGAUCAUAUGGUGAAAGUUUGGUUUCAAAAUCGUCGAACAAAACACAAACGAUUGAAAUGUGAAGAUGGUAACAGCACAAAUGGCGGCGAUGAUAGCCCAUCGGAAAAAGAAAAAUGGGAAUCGUCCGAAUUAGAUAUUUGUGAUCAUCAAGACGAUUCAUCACCAGCAUCUCCCCAUCAGUCGCCCUCACCUCCUCCGUCUCAACCAGUUCCACCAUUACAUAAUCAACAACAACAUACUAAUCAUAUUCGAGAACAUUUCGCGACAAAUGGUAAUUCAUUAUCACAACAUCAGAUAAGAUCUACGCGAAACGAUCAUCACCACCAUCAGCGUCAUGAUCGAUCGACUGUAUAUUAUUCUGCAAAACAUCACAAUCGUUCAUUCAGCGAUAGAAUACCUUCGCUAAAUACAUCGCGUUCUCGUUCGAGAAGUUCAAGCAGAGAAUGA